AUGUAUCCAGCCAUGCAAUUGGACGGGAAACGAAGAAGCCAGCAAGUAGCGACGACAUAUUCUGUUGGCAAAGGACCCUCUGGUCGUCUCUUUUUUGUUAAAGACUUUAAUAAUAAUUUCUCAUUUUUAGUUGAUACUGGGAGUGAGAUUAGACAAAAUAAACAAAAGUUGAAUUUUGAUUUACAUGCCAAAAAACUACCAGAACUUAGUGAUGGUGAAGGGGUGAGAGUACAAAGAAUGGAUAAAUCCGAGUGGAAACUCGGUAAAGUUAUAAGAAGAUUGGAUAAGCCGGGGACUUAUUUAGUGGGACUUGAUAAUGGUGAUUUGCUGGAAAGAAACAGGAAAUACCUUAUUGAAGAUAGUGUAAGCAAAGAAGCCCCUGAACAAAAGUAUGAAUAUCAAGGAAACGCCGCUGAGGAACUAGGGGUAGAUCCAAGAGACAAAGAAAUUCUACCAGAAUCUGAGUCACGAGCUGAGACAACACGUGAACAAACUGUCAUUGGAGAAGCUCAGAAAAAUAUUCAAGGCCCAAAUCGAAAAAGGAAAGCCCGUAUUACUCAGAGGAACAUUAAGAAAUCAACAAUGGAAUAUUUGGAGGAAAAAAAUUCAUCAAAAACGACAUUGAAAGAAAAAGAAUUGGAAGUAGAGGAAAAAAGACUGCAAUUGGAAAGGGAAAAGUUAGAAUUUGAAAAGGAGAAAUUUGAAAUGGAGAAACAAGAGAGAAAAGCUCUGAUGCAGCUUUUGGAAAAACAGCAGCUUUUCCUGACUGGUUUGAUGGAGACUGUUAUUGCUAAAAACAUUACAUUCACAUAGUUUAAAAAACCCCUCUCAAUGAUACUUUAAAAAAAUUGAUUAUUACCAAUGCUCAUUAUGUACAUUGACAUACUGUUUAGGCACUUGUUUUCUUUAAUAUUGAUUUUAUGUUCUGUUAUUUCUGUUUCUUUUUUUUUUAGAAAGUUGAUAUUUAGUUUAGUAGUAGUCGGGGUAGUAUUAUUUUUGUGAUAAGAUGUUCAUGAUCUAUUUAAUGGAUUUUCGAAUGGAGUUUAUUUUCAGUUUACUGCUAGUCAUUGUUUUGCAGUGCUCAAACUUUGCAACUACAUAUUAUUUAUAGUUGCAAUGAAAUUAAAUAGGUUUCAAGCGGGUUUAUAUGAUGUAUAUUAUGUUUUCUUGUUUUUGAGGAGAAAAAAUAAAUAUUUUGUUGACAGUGUUCCAUACUUUUUAUUUAUAAGUAUAUACUUAUCUGCUAAUUUACACUUUCAGGUACACCACUUUGAAAAAAAGUAGUAGGUAUAAGGUAUACAAAAUAAUAUUAUCAUCAAUAAGAAAUAAAAAUAUAUAUUUUUUAUUAAUAAACUCAGGAAAAUUUCUAUAGCUAUAUAUUGUUUGUGGGGAUAUUAUGGCCAAUAUAAAAGAAAGACUAUUUUUUUCUGGUAAAGCUUUCAAAGUUUAUUU
This is a messenger RNA of Ceutorhynchus assimilis (cabbage seed weevil), 1452 nucleotides long. The record is from the annotation of a GenBank genome assembly. NCBI's taxonomy places the organism in Eukaryota, Metazoa, Arthropoda, Insecta, Coleoptera, Curculionidae.